CACAAUACAUAAGGUUACUUAGAGCACCAUUAACGGGGGCUUUUAAGAGGGUUUCUAAAAAUAUUGAAGCAUUUAAUUAAAUCAAAACUCAAAAAAAUUGUUGUUAUCGAUCCUUAAUAUAGGAUUUCUGUAACCGAUUACAAAGGGGGUUUUCAACCCACGUGUCAGCAAACUAAAUAAUGAGGCAUUUUUUUUUCUUCUUUCUCGUCUUCUCUUUCUGCAAACGACAAUGGCUUCUCGAUCUCUCUCCUUCUUCAAGUUUCAGAGGUUCUCUGUGGAGAUCAAUGGCCACUUUUACUCGAAAUUGAGUUUCUUUCUAUUUUUUUUUCAUUUCAUUGAUUUGAAAUUGGUUAAAGAGAUAUGGAUCAUGACUUUUCUCUGUUUUUCUUUUUGUAAUAGUUGUGUUAUUUGUUGCAGUAAACCACAAUUGGGCAUGUAGAUCACGGGAAGACUGCUUUGACUGCUGCAAUCACAAAGGUUCUUGCUGAAGAGAGAAAAGCUAAAGCUAUUGCCUUUGAUGAAAUUGAUAAAGCUCCCGAAGAGAAGAAGAGAGGAAAUACUAUUGCUACAUGGGAGCAUUGAGAGAUUCAUCACAGAGUGGAGCAUUGGGAGCAUCUCGUGGUAGUGGGCAUACCACUCCCGCUUUGUUCUAUCUUGCUUUGGGAGGGUCCUUGUUAUCUUAUAUAUACUCUGCUCCACCUCUUAAGUUGGGAAUAGCGAUUGUUUAUAACUUCAAAAGUGUUGAAGGAGACAGAGCAAUGGGCCUUCAGUCUCUCCUAGUAGCUUUUGGCACUGAGGCUGCAAAAUGGAUAUGCGUUAGUGCUAUAGACGUUACUCAGAUCUCUGUUGCCGGUAUGUAGUAUGACUUCUAUUUCUUGUGCUUGAUCUUAUGAACUAGAGGAUCAUUAGUGAAUGUCUAUUCUGGUUGUAGUGUAUCUUGUAGUGAAAGUAUUGUUUUUAAAACUCUUCUCCAAACAAGUGUAAAACAAAUUCUCUCCUUCUCUAUAUAAAAUCAUCUACAUUCCUUCUUUA
Brassica rapa (field mustard) is the source of this 1032-nucleotide messenger RNA. Its product is annotated as chlorophyll synthase, chloroplastic-like. The record is from RefSeq and is a predicted model, not a curated record. NCBI's taxonomy places the organism in Eukaryota, Viridiplantae, Streptophyta, Magnoliopsida, Brassicales, Brassicaceae.